Molecule: messenger RNA, 2340 nt
Organism: Temnothorax curvispinosus
Lineage: Eukaryota; Metazoa; Arthropoda; Insecta; Hymenoptera; Formicidae
Gene: mtm
Product: myotubularin-related protein 2
Exons: 10
Coding region: 210-2183 (657 amino acids)
Biological process (GO): dephosphorylation
Molecular function (GO): phosphatidylinositol-3,5-bisphosphate 3-phosphatase activity
Source: RefSeq, a predicted model, not a curated record
UCGAUGCGGCUGGAAUUUUUGCAUGUCUCCGAGGAUAAUAAAGCCAACUGUGCGCGUCUCUGGGCGUGGCACGGCAUGAUUCGCUCUUCCAUGGCAAUUCCGGUCGUAUCCUACUCUUAAAUUCUUUUCUCGUCAUAAUAGUAAAUGAAGCUGAAAAUAAGGAUGUUGCAACGAAAGUGAAGAAAUUUGGGACUGUCUUUAAUACAAGUAUGGAAAAAAGAGGCAGUGCGGAACUCCUAGGGCCAGAACAAAGCAAUUCGAAGAAUGCCAGUUCAGAUUCUCUCAACUCAGACAGCAAGAGCAGUUCGCUUAACUCGAAAAUGGGUCAGGAAUCGGAGAGUUGGGAAAAAGCUUCAAAAAGUUUUUCUUCAAGCUCCACUUCAACUGAUAAUAACAUAGUCUCUGCUCUAGAGGCUAAAAAAGAUAAUCAAGUAAAAAAUUUGACUGGAGGAGAUACGGGACCACCGCUGCUGAAUGGAGAACGGGUGCAAGGCAUUGCGCACGAAGUUACCUAUUUGUGUCCUUAUUCGGGACCUGCCAGAGGGAUCCUUAGUGUUACGAACUACAAGCUUCAUUUUCGUAGUAUAGAUCGAGAAACACCUUACGUUGUUGAAGUGCCGUUGGGGGUCGUUAGCCGGAUUGAAAAAGUCGGCGGCGCAUCGAGCAGAGGAGAAAAUUCUUAUGGUAUCGAGGUGUUUUGUAAGGAUAUGAGGAAUCUCAGAUUUGCUCAUAAGCAGGAGAACCAUUCCAGACGAGAUGUAUUCGAAAAACUACAACAGUAUUCUUUUCCAUUAUCUCACAAGUUACCUCUCUUUGCCUUUGAAUACUCUGAAACUUUUUCUGAAAAUGGUUGGAACGUUUACGAACCUAUUGCAGAAUUAAAGAGGAUGCUUUUCGUUAAUUUUCAGGGUGUAAAUAACGAUAUGUGGAAAAUAUCCAAAAUCAAUGACACAUAUUCGUUAUGCGACAGUUAUCCAGCUGUCUGGGCGGUACCUGCCGCAGCGAUCGACGAGGAUCUUCAAGCGUCCGCAUCUUUUAGGAGUAGAGGCAGACUUCCGGUCCUCUCAUGGAUUCAUCCUGAAAGCCAAGCGACGAUAACUCGUUGCGCUCAGCCGUUAGUAGGCGUCGGAGGCAAACGAAGUCGCGAGGACGAGAGGUAUGUCCAGCUGAUAAUGGACGCUAACGCACAAAGUCAUAAACUCUUUAUUAUGGACGCGCGGCCGAUGCCAAACGCGAUAGCGAACAAAGCGAAAGGCGGUGGAUACGAAAGCGAAGACGCUUAUCAGAAUGCGGAAUUGGUCUUUCUCGAUAUUCACAAUAUACAUGUUAUGAGAGAAAGUCUCAGGAAGUUAAAAGAAUUAUGUUUUCCCACAAUUGACGAGGCUCGCUGGCUAUCAGGCAUAGAAUCAACGAUGUGGCUUAAGCAUAUCAAAUGUGUUCUCGCUGGGGCUGUAAGAAUUGUGGACAAAGUCGAAAAUCACAAGACUUCAGUUCUAGUUCACUGUUCCGACGGUUGGGACCGAACAGCACAGCUUACAGCUCUCGCAAUGUUAAUGUUAGAUCCGUACUAUAGAACAGUCAAGGGAUUUGAGGUUCUAGUAGAAAAAGAGUGGCUUAGCUUCGGACAUAAAUUUCAACAGAGGAUAGGCCACGGUGAUGAACACCACAGCGAUGCAGAUAGAUCGCCGGUAUUUUUACAAUUUAUCGAUUGCGUUUGGCAAAUAAUGCGGCAGUUCCCUAAUGCUUUCGAAUUCAACGAACAUUUUUUAAUUACUAUUCUCGAUCAUCUUUACUCUUGCAGAUUUGGAACGUUCUUGUUCAGCAGCGAACGCGAGAGAGUGCAGGAGCAAGUGAAGCAAAGAACAGUCUCCCUCUGGUCGUAUACCAAUAGUCAAUUACCUCUUUAUCUCAAUCCUCUUUACCGGUCCGGUACAAACUAUCAACUCAUCCUAAUGCCAGUUGCUAGUAUGCGGUACAUCAAACCGUGGAAAAGUCUGUAUUGUAGAUGGAAUCCCAGUAUGCGGCAACAGGAUCCUGUUUAUCAAAGAACAAGGGAGCUUCUAGUCUUGAAAGAGCAGCUUGAAAAGCAGCUGGAGGAAGGUAGACGCGAACAGGCCUCACGUGCGAAUCGAUCCGUUACCUCGCCGGCGCCACCCAGAAUACAUUCCCCAGUUCAUAUAUAGCGGGGAACUUUGAUCGUCUGAUAAUUUGUAGUUUUGUAAAUGAGCUGUAAACUCUUGAUCUACUCUUUCGAGCCAGAUACAAGAUAUUUUGACUGAAUUCUGCUGGUGGAUGCUAUGUAUAAUAUGCCCACUUGAUAAAAACGAAUCUAGAUUCGUG